Hylaeus anthracinus is the source of this 2284-nucleotide messenger RNA. Its product is annotated as antichymotrypsin-2-like. The transcript is spliced from 8 exons. Bases 248 to 1432 code for a protein of 394 amino acids. The record is from RefSeq and is a predicted model, not a curated record. NCBI's taxonomy places the organism in Eukaryota, Metazoa, Arthropoda, Insecta, Hymenoptera, Colletidae. Gene Ontology annotation, molecular function: serine-type endopeptidase inhibitor activity.
CAUGGUUAAACGGAUUCGUGCUUUACGAUUGGUCGUGACGCACACCGAUCCUUGAUAGGUCGUUCCUUCCAACUCUGGGAUUUUCCUGAUUCCCGUCCUCGUGCUUUUAUAUCGGUUCGGUAUGCGCGUUUCACAGUGUGACGCUCGUCUUCGAUCUGGCCUUAUGGUUCGGUAAUAUUUUUUCAUUCGCUCUUUCAGUCCACGUUUAACUUUCGAAGCGAAAAGCAUUAACCGGACAGGACUUAACAUGUGGCUACGGAAUUGGUUGAUCGUGUGCCUUAUUCCACUAGCAAUGGCAACUCAGGCAGUUGACAAUGAAGCACUCCGUGCUGUUUCACAAGGCACAAAUGAAUUUUCAUCAUCGCUAGUUCAGGCUGUAACAGAGGAGAAUCAAGGCAAUCUUAUAAUGUCUCCUAUUAGCGCAGCUAUUGUUCUUGCUAUGGCUUCUUAUGGCGCUCGUGGAGAAACAGAAAACCAAUUUAAAAGGGUUCUUCAUUUGCCAUCCCCGGAGAGUCUUGGUACAGCUGGUUAUCAAGCACUCAUCGAUAGCCUCAAUAACGUUAAGGAAAAUAAACUUAGCGUUGCAAAUAAAGUUUUCGCAACUGACAAAUUUCCUGUAAAACCAGCUUAUCAACAAUUGACAGCAAGUUUCUUCCGUUCUGCUACUCAAUCGGUAGACUUUGCCAAAUCUGUAGAAGCUGCAAAUAUUGUCAACACGUGGGUUCAACAAAAUACAAAUAAUCUCAUUAAGAGCAUCGUUAAUCCUGAUGAUUUGAGUUCGGAUACAGCAUUAGUACUUGUGAAUGCUGUAUAUUUCAAGGGUCAAUGGAAAAAUAAAUUCAAUUCUAACUUUACUAAACCAAUGCCAUUCCAUAUUAAUGAGAAUACAGUACGAGAUGUUCCUACUAUGUACAGACAAGGCUCCUACAAGCAUGGCAAUAUUGAAAGUUUGAAUGCACAAUUUAUUGAAAUACCAUACAAGGGAGGUGAAUUGAGCAUGGUUAUAAUUCUUCCAAAUGAAAUUAAUGGUUUGGCCGAGUGCGAAAGAAAAAUGCGAGAUAUGAAUAUGAAUGAUAUAUUAAAUCAAGGAUAUUCACGCGAUGUGCAAUUAUUUUUGCCGAAAUUUAAGAUCGAAAGCAAAAUAGAUCUCAGAAGUGUUCUAAUCAAGUUGGGUCUAACUGACAUGUUCACCACGCACGCUAAUUUCUCUGGAAUGGCUGAUGGUCCCUUGGCUGUUAGCAAAGUUGUACAAAAGGCAUUUAUCGAAGUGAACGAGGAAGGUAGCGAAGCUGCUGCUGUAACUGGUAUCGGUGUAAGGCCUCUUUCGAGUUUUUGGUCGCCGCCGAAGCCCAUUGUGUUCCACGUCAAUCGACCAUUCCUGUCGAUCGUUAAAUAUUACCAAAUGAUAUUGUUUAUAGGGAGUAAAUAUUAGACGAUAGCAUUUCUCCCUAAUGAAAAAAGCACAGUCAAUUUCGAUUUUGUAUGAUAUUCUACUAUUUGUCGAUUUAAGCGAGAGAGAUUUGAAAUUUUUUAACCAUUUUCCCCCUCUCUUUACAUCUACAGUUCUCGAAAUUAAAUUAGAGGUGAUCAUAUACCACUAACUUGCCAAUAUUAAUAUAAGUCGCUGAACUGCUUCGACUAAUUGAAAUAAAUAUCUUUUAUUUCAUGUCGAAAAGAUUAUCACUCGUGUUGCAUUUCAUUGAGAGCUUAAGACUUGUCAGCAUUAUCCAAUUCAUAAAUUGACGAAGAUACUAUAAAACAAACAAUAAUUAAUUCUUAUACUGCCAUUUACGCCUGCGAUAAUUUAAUUUUUAUGAGUAUUAAAUAUCAUAAUUUUGUCUUUGUCCUGUUUCAUUACAGAUUUUCACCUCUUAUUUAAACAAAUUCAUUACUCGCGACAAUUGCACAUAUAUAUUUAAAUUCAGUAUACUCGCUCGAAUAAUAAUCUUCCUUUAAUAAUCACAAAAAACAGAAGUCAAACUCUUCGCAUUUAUUGUAGUAUCUAUUUUAUAAAAACGAUAUUUUGAUAAGGUUUGACCUACUUUUAUAAACAAAAUUUUUAUAAUGCCAUGUUGCCUUAUAGAUUUAAGGAAAGAGCAUUCCACUGACAAUUAUUUAUAAGAUUUUGUAAUUCCAUAAGAAGUAGUUGUGUUUUUUGUAUUGCAUACACAAACAACAAGAUCAAAUGCUUUUAAGGUCAUAUACUAUUUGUAAUUUUAACAAGUUAACUAGAAUUUGUAUAGAAUAUGUGAUAUUGAAUAAAUAGUACAGCAUUUUAUAAUGA